This is a messenger RNA of Syngnathus acus (greater pipefish), 1259 nucleotides long. RefSeq names its product decorin. The transcript is spliced from 2 exons. Lineage: Eukaryota; Metazoa; Chordata; Actinopteri; Syngnathiformes; Syngnathidae. The coding region runs from base 6 to 1181 and encodes 391 amino acids. Gene Ontology annotation, molecular function: protein binding. The record is from RefSeq and is a predicted model, not a curated record.
AAGAAAUGAAGACUAAAAAGAUGGAGCAUUUUCCUUACUUCAUGGAUAACUACUGUCCUCCUGAUUGUGCCUGCUAUGGAGGGGUGGUCCAGUGUUCAGACAAAUUGGUGGACAAGAUCCCGUACGGCAUCCCCUACAGCUCCCGUUACGUCCUCCUGAUGAACAACCACAUCAACAGCAUUCAACUGGAUCUCCUCCGGGGAUACACCUCCAUGGAGUUCCUGGUCCUGAGUAACAAUCACCUUACAGAUGGCUCCGUGGAAGGGGCGUUUGAGGGCAUCCCAGCGUUGAAGCGUCUAUACCUGGAUCAGAACCUGCUGGCGAGCAUACCGACGGACCUUCCGGCUUCCCUCGAGGAGCUUCGACUGGACAACAACCGUGUGAGGGUGAUGUCGGAGUCAUGUUGGACUCGUUGUCCUGGCCUUUUGGUGUUAAGCCUCAGCAACAACAGUCUGGGGAACGAAUCGGGAUCUCUUCCGGAUGCUGUGUUUUCUCCUCUGCACUACUUGAGGACUUUGAACUUAGACCACAACCAACUGACGACCGUUCCCCAUGGGUUGCCUCUGUCCAUCAAGGAGCUGUACCUCAGAGGGAAUCUCAUCGAACAUUUCAGCAGCAAAGCAUUUAACGGGAAAUCCCAGCUGGUGAUUUUGGACCUGAGUGCCAACCGACUGAGCAACAAGGGCCUACCCACAGAUGCUCUGGUCAAAGCCACCCACCUGGAGAGCCUCAACCUGGAGGGCAAUCGACUCAAAAAAGUACCCCGGCACCUUCCCUCGUCGAUCAAAACUUUAAACCUUGAGGGCAACGUCAUCUCCGCGAUUAGAAGAGUUGCUUUCAACUCCUUGAAAAACCUAGAACACCUAGGACUAGCCCGGAAUAAGAUCUCUAAAGUAGUCCCGGGUGCAUUCUUGAGUUUGCCCGCCCUGCACCAGUUGGACCUUUGCCACAACGUCUUGCGCCAGGUACCCAGACAACUACCACGUGGCCUCCACUUGGUGGUGCUAACUCACAACAAGAUCCAUUCGGUGCCCCGGGACGCCUUUUGUUGGGGUCAAGCGAGCUCCGGUCUCAGCGAACUGGUCCAAGUGCAGUUAGAGAACAACUUGAUGGACAUGGGAAAGCUAGACUCGAAGGCUUUCAGAUGCUUGAGGGGAUUCCAGGUGGUGCAUUUCUAUUGAAAAAAAGUCUCAGGAAAAAAGGCAAAAUGUCACGUCUCGUCCCCGGUUUUGCUAUGUGUCUAGGUUGCCAUGGUUUCU